This is a messenger RNA of Helicoverpa armigera (cotton bollworm), 3781 nucleotides long. Its product is annotated as F-BAR domain only protein 2. The record is from RefSeq and is a predicted model, not a curated record. The transcript has a single exon. Lineage: Eukaryota; Metazoa; Arthropoda; Insecta; Lepidoptera; Noctuidae. Gene Ontology annotation, biological process: clathrin-dependent endocytosis; clathrin coat assembly. Gene Ontology annotation, cellular component: clathrin-coated vesicle; plasma membrane; clathrin-coated pit. Bases 67 to 2745 code for a protein of 892 amino acids.
UACAGGUCAGUGAGUGAAAAAUAAUGUACUGAGUAACUGUUAUGGUAGGCCCUUGUAACUGCAAAGAUGAGUGUCAACUUUGUGGAUUAUUUCGCCAACGAGCACAAUGGAUACGAUAUAUUAUAUCAAAACAUGAAAUACGGACUGAUCGCCAGCAAAGAGCUCUCAGAGUACCUUAGGGAGAGAUCGAAUAUAGAAGAGACGAAUUCUAAAUCGUUAGCUAAAUUAGCGAAACAGGCGAAUAGUAACUGCGCGCAGGGAACGUUCGCACCCUUCUGGGGCGUGUUGAAAUGUUCCGCCGAGAAACUGUCCAACUUACAUCAACACAUGUUCCAGAAGUUAAGUGAACUGGUCAAAGAUGUAGCUAGGUAUGCUGAGGAGCUUCACAAGAAGCACAAGGCCGUCAAGGACUCUGAGUCCAACACGUUAGAGGUAGUGUUGCUGAUACAGAACACUAAACAGGCAUUACAGAAGGCUAAAGAUGUGUACACAACAAAGUCUGCUGAGUUAGAGAAACUGAGAAAAGACAAUGCAUCUACUAAAGAUAUUGAAAAGGCUGAGGUUAAGAUUAAGAAGCUCCACGAAGACUAUAAACAAUUAGCUGAGAAGUACAAUCUAGUGAAACAAGAUUUUGAGAAGAAAAUGACCCAGUCAUGUAAACACUUCCAGGAUGUGGAGGAAGCACAUCUAAAACAAAUGAAACAGUUUGUUAACUCUUAUGCAGACAUCAUACAGAACAACCAUGACCUCAUGGGACAAGUGCACAGGGACUUCAAGCACCAAUGUCUGGAAUUAACUGCGGAAAAACUGCUGGAACAGUUUCUCAUAGAGAAAUACAAUGCUAUAGAGAAGGCAGUUUUAGUUGAACUACCUCUUUCAUUACCUAAGCCAGGGUCGGCUAACAACUCUAUAUCAGAGGCUGACCAGAUAUCUACUGUCUCAAAUGGAUCACACAAACCUCCACAGCCAGCUAAGGCACCAAAGAAGGAGCCAUCAUUUGCUACUAAGACUUCAAGGAGAACUACCUCACUUUUGAAUUUGUUUACACCUAAUUUCCAAAAUAAGGAGGAACCCAGUGGAAGUAUUGAGGGUGCGGCGCCUUGCUCUGCACCAUCCAGCCCCAGUGGAACACCAGCUACCCCAGUGGUACCUGAUAAGGAUGACAAUAUGGGCCGCACUACUCUUAGAGAAUCCAAAUGGUUCUUGCGUAGUAGGAGAACUAAGCCUAAGCUGAAAAAGACCAAAAAGAAGAAAGAUGAGAUAUCAGAAAAUUCUAAUCCUGGUGAAAAGUCUGAUUUGGAGGAAAAAGAGGAAGAGGUACAAGCUAAAGAUGAUUUAAUGAACUCCCCAGAAGUUGACGAGGAAGGUUAUUGCAUUAGACCCAAAGAUGAGAAAGGGAGUGUGUAUUCCUCUACAGAUUCAGAUUCAGAGGAGGAGAGGGAACAGAAGAUCCAUGUUGAAAUUAAACCCAUAAGCAAUGGUUGUAACCCCAUAUCAGCUAGUGUGGAUGAGCUUAGAGCAACAGUGGAAAACAUCUCCCUGUAUAAAAUUGGUACAACAACAAGGCGUGGCUCAAACGCAAACACCAGUAAAGCAAGUAGUGACUUAUUAGACCUGAACUUCUUCCAAAGUCCCACAGUGAGUAACCCCGCGUCGCCGCACGGCAAUGUCUCCAAUCCCUAUGCUCCUCUUCAGGGCAAUCAGUCACAUUUACUCGAGAGCCCUACUCCUGUCUCCAACGCUGAUGUUGGAGAUCUGUUUUCUGAAGUGGGUGAGAUGGGUUCUACUGUUCGAACUUCGACGCCUACGAUGUCGUCUAUCUCGCUCCCUCGACCUCCCUCGAGGCGUUCUGAAGGUGACUUCCGCGCUGCAGGCUCGUCGGGGUCACGAGGUCCUUCCCCCCUCACAAUCGGCAUGGCGGAUACUAUACCGCUAGCUGUCGCGUUCCACGAGAUUAUUCACUCGUACUUCCGUGGUACGGAAGAGUCCAAGUGCCAAGUUAAAAUGUCAGGAGACAUGAUGCUCUCCUUUCCCACUGGUAUCGUAGGCGUAUUGGCUAACAACCCGAACCCAGCUAAAUUAUGUUUUAGACUGAAAAACAUACACAGAUUGGACAAUGUCCUACCUAAUAAACAAUUGAUUAGUAUUAACGCGAUGAUGUCGACGCGCGAUAACACGGUAGUCGAGUUCAACAUGCCUGCUCUAACAUCUCUCCUCAAACGGCAGUCGGAAAAGAAUCCGACAGCGCAAUACUUCAAUGUGGACAUACUGAAAUACCAAAUACGGCCGAAAACCGGUGCUGCGUCAUGUCCCCUCCAAAUGGUAUCUUAUUGGAAAUGUGAGCAGGAUCAUACCGACUUGAAGGUGGACUACAAAUACAAUCUGCACGCUAUGAGCCCGCCGUCUCCACUGCUGAACGUGUCUGUGUGCGUGCCUAUGAACGGGGCCGUCAAGAACGUGAUCGCCAUGCCGAAGACGGCGUGGAGCGGCGAGAGCGAGCAGGCGAUGUGGCGCUUCACGGAGCUGUCGCAGCACUCGGAGGACCGGGGCGUGGGCUCGCUGAAGGCGCGCUUCGAGCUCGCCAAGGGCCCUUCGAGCAAAGCCACGAUUUCGGCGCAGUUCAACUGCGAGGGCGCGACCCUCUCCGGCAUUGAGUUCGAGUUAAUAGGCAGCGGCUACCGGCUGUCGCUCGUCAAGCGCCGCUUCGUCUCCGGCAAAUACAUUUGUGAUAGUGAUUUGAACUGAUUGGUCCAAAACACUUAUGAAUACACAUGUUUGUAUAUAGAUCUUGUUGUCGUAUAUUCAGAGUGUGUAUGGGAUGCGUAGGUUUCUUACUACAUGUUAUGUGUAUGUUUUGGUACCUUAUAGGACUGUUUCCUGUCCACAAAAAAAAUAAUUUACAAUAAUGUAUCACAACAUUGUUUGUCAAUUUUCGAGUUAAAUUGUUAGUUGUUAAUUUGAAAAUUGUAUUACUUAUUGAUUAGGGAUAUGUUUCACAUGUACUAACUUAUUUUUCAGAAUAGUUAAUGUGCCAUUUUAUACUGUAUUUUGUAAAUGUACACGAGUACUUGACUGUUGCACUAGUACACACAAUGGACACAUACCUUUGUUCACGUUACUGUAAGCGGGUACUCAGCCUAUAUUUUAUAAAAGAUGCAUCACAUUUUAUAUUGAUUGGAAAUACGAUCUUUUUUCAUAAAACUCUUUAAAGCAGCACAAAUAUUAUAAAAUUGCUAAACUAAAUCCCCAAAGGUUUCUAGCUGCUUAAAGAAUCACAUCAUUGUGACAAAAAAUAUAACAAUAAAAUUUUAUUGUUUUUGGUUUUCGCUGCUGAGCAGAUUUAAUGAGUAUUUAAACCUUUGAUUUGGUAGUUGUAUAACCCCAUGAUAUAAAAGCUUUAAAGCAAUACUAUAUCAUAUGACUUGGAUGUGUUGUAUUUGAAAUUAUUAUCACUUAAAAUAAUGUUUUUAACAAUUAUUCUGAGGUCAAUAAAUGAUAAUUUCUCUUUAGAGUUAACAAACAAAUGUGUAUUUAAACAAACACUUUAAAUACGUUUUUUGUUUGUACGAUUGUUUUAGAUAUUGUCUGUUUUAUUUUUGUAGAGGCCUAAGUAUUGCAACAAUUGAGAACUUUGGAAGGCCACAAUCACUGCUAUGAAUAAUUAUUAUAAUUAAUUGUUUCAUUUAUGUGAGGUUUGACACUAAUGCCCAUAUAAAUAAUACCACUUAUCAUAUUUAAUUCACCUUGCAUUCACGUAAAAAUUAGGUCAAAUCAGUUUUUU